This is a messenger RNA of Salvelinus sp. IW2-2015, 1374 nucleotides long. The record is from RefSeq and is a predicted model, not a curated record. Lineage: Eukaryota; Metazoa; Chordata; Actinopteri; Salmoniformes; Salmonidae.
GUGAUGUUGGACGUCCUAAUAAUAGGUGGAGGACCCCAUGCCCUGACCCUGGCCACCCUGCUGUCCUGUCCAGACCAGGCCCUGUCCCCACCUCCCCCCAACACAGACAUCCUCCAGGGGAUCCAGCUCAGCCAGGGCAGGGCCAAGACCAGCCGCUCUAAGAASAAGAGAGGAGGAGCUACCAGACAGCAGACAGCCGAGCCCGAGGAGCAGACCGCUCCAGACCCAGAGUCAGUUUCAUCCUGCCCUCCGCUGGCCUUCAGAGUGGUGGACUCAUACGGAGCAUGGACCUCACUGUGGGAGAGCCAGUUCAGAGCACUCAACAUCCCUCACCUUCGCUCACACACCCUGGUGCACACAGACCCACUCAAUAAGAGGGCUUUGCAGGAGUUUGUUCUGGAGAAGGAUCGGACAGCGGAGCUACACUGCCUCCCUGACCACACCUUCAUUCUGGAUGAGAACGCCUUCUUCAACGACAUGCGCCUGGGCAAGAAGGACAGGAGGAGACUGAGCAGCAGCAGAGGCCUGCAGAACAGCCUGUACUUUAGCCUGCCAGGCACCAGGCUCAGUGUGGACUUCUUCAGGCAGCAGGUCGGAGAUGGAGAUGCACGCUGGCCGUGGCUUGAGUUGAAGGUGGACAGAGGUCGUGUGAGCCUGGGGUUCACAGUAGAGAGGGUGGACAGAGGUUGUGGUCACAUGACUGGCUCCUUGUUGCAGAGCGAUGGAGAUGACGUGAGCGCUGGUCAGGCCUCCACCAACCACCACCACCCUCUGGCCAGGCUCACACACCACGUGGGGACCUGCUGGAUGGAGACAGGAACACACAACACUAUGUGUGAGAGAAAAGCACAACACACCAACAUCAAAACCUCAUCCCAGGGGGACAGGAUAUGGCUGGCUACAGGAUGUAAACUGGACGUCAACCAAGACCCUAUGCUCUCUUCUGUCAUCAAGGAAUUCCCUAUUCAGGUCSUGGAUGGCUGGCCUUGUAUAUCUGAGAGCUUGCAGUGGGCUCCAGGCUGUCCUCUGUACCUGAUGGGACAGUACGCAGCACUUCAGGUUGGUCCGCACGCGCUGAAUCUGGCAGGAGGACAGGCUGCAAGCGCGCGCAUCGCGAAGGACAUAAUAUUCCAGCACAGCCAGAGUGGUUACGGAGGGACAGGGACACAAACCACCGUGGAGAGAGCACACACCGAAGAAUACAUUCAACAGAUGCACGGGCUGAUGUGGUUAUGAUUAAAGACCUUAGCGCAAAUAAUGUUGUGAUGUCAAAGGGAGAUUUACGCAGCGAUAGAUCAUGGAUUCGGCUGCCUUCCUAGCUGAGAAUAAACUACACCUCACCCCUUCCUAGCUCAGAAUAAACUAUCCCCCCUU